This is a messenger RNA of Pestalotiopsis fici W106-1, 2406 nucleotides long. RefSeq lists its product as uncharacterized. The coding region runs from base 1 to 2406 and encodes 801 amino acids. The transcript has 3 exons. The record is from RefSeq and is a predicted model, not a curated record. NCBI's taxonomy places the organism in Eukaryota, Fungi, Ascomycota, Sordariomycetes, Amphisphaeriales, Sporocadaceae. Gene Ontology annotation, molecular function: GTPase activator activity. Gene Ontology annotation, biological process: activation of GTPase activity.
AUGUCGGACGACUCGGAAAAUGACUACGACACCAUCACGCAUACAGAGUCGGGUCGUGGUGUCAAACUCCUCUACUCCAAGAGCAAAGUCUAUAUACACCCAACCCCAUCCUCCAAAGACAACAUACCAGGCUUUAUAGCCCUCUUGCAACAGAAGGGUGUCCGAAAUGAGCGUCCCACGUCGUCGAGCUCGCGGGCUUCCACGGCUCCCGCCGCCUCCGAUCUCCUGCUUGCCUGGGUUCCCGAGGCCAGUCUGGGCGAUGCCGCUAGCAUCUACGUCAAGGUCGACCUGACGGAUGGAGAGUCGCCGCCCAAGCAGAGCUACCUCGUGCCUCCCAUCCCCACCGUGACGACGCAUCGCGGCUCCAUCGGACACUAUGCCUUUGCCAUUCCCGUCAGCGCCAUCUAUUCGUUGCUCGUGCGGCCGCCGAGUCUCGGUUGGUGGUUUGGCAGCGUAGUGGUCAAUACUCGGGCUGGAGAUAGCUUCCCUGCCCUGUUCUUCCACGAUAGCGAAUGCCAGAGCACGAUUCUACAAAAGAAGAAACGAGCCAAGGAUAGUUUUGAUCCGUUUGGCGAGCAUGGGCAAAUGUUCUGGGGUGGUGAUGAGGUGCUCAGGUGGCUCAGGAGGUACGUCAAGAUCGAAAGGAGUGAAGCGGAACCGAAUAUCUACUUGGUGGAGCCGAGCAAGGAAGACAGCGAGGCCUUUGGCGGCAAGCUGACGAGCAGCGCGUCGUCGCCAAACGACCGGAGGAACAGCUCGAGGGGUGCCAACAUUACAGGUGCCGCCGGAACUGGAGCUGCCGGUCCUAGUGGUCAGGGUGGCAGCGAUGCGCAGAUGGACCCUUUUACAAAAUUCGUCAAGGAGACAGGAUGGAACAUUAUGGAGAAAUUCAGCAAGGUUACCACUUUCACCCGGCGGACGGCGCAGGACGUGUUGGAGAAUCCAAAGAUGCCGCCUCAGGUGCGCCGACUGAUGCGCAACCCCGAAGUUCAAACUCUCCAGGAGGAAUUUGACAGCGCCAGGAUAUAUCUAGCCAGAUGGGCCAUGGGAAUUGCCGAACAGAGCGAACGUGAUAGAAAUCAGAGGGUCUGGACCGCCCGUGAUGUCUUGGAGUUGGAAGAUACCGAGGUUGGAGAAUUUGAGCUACUGGAAACCACUGACAUGUCCCUCGAGGAUCGGAGAAAACCCGUCACUAUGAAGGAAUGGAACACAUUUUUUGACGCUAGAACUGGACGGCUGUCAGUUACAAUCGACGAAGUCAAGGAGCGAGUUUUCCACGGAGGGUUGGAUCCCGAUGACGGCGUGCGUAAGGAGGCUUGGCUCUUCAUCCUGGGCGUCUACGACUGGUAUAGCACAUCGGAGGAGAGAAGAGCACAAAUUGCAUCUCUGCGCGAUGAAUACGUAAAGCUCAAGGCUGCAUGGUGGGAGCGGCUGAUUGAUCUUGGUGGUGAAGGUGAAGAGGGAGAAUGGUGGAGAGAGCAGAGAAAUCGCAUAGAGAAAGACGUUCACCGGACUGAUCGUACAGUUCCUAUUUUCGCUGGCGAGGAUAUUCCGCAUCCUGAUCCCGACUCUCCGUUUGCUGACGCCGGGACCAAUGUUCACAUGGAGCAGAUGAAGGACAUGCUGCUCACUUAUAACGAAUACAAUAAAGAUCUUGGCUACGUCCAGGGCAUGUCAGAUCUUCUAGCACCCAUUUAUGCAGUCCUGCAGGACGAUGCGAUCGCCUUCUGGGGCUUUCAACGCUUCAUGGAGCGCAUGGAGCGCAACUUCCUACGCGAUCAGUCGGGGAUGCGCAAUCAACUCUUGACAUUGGACCACCUUGUUCAGUUCAUCGACCCCAAGCUGUAUCUCCACCUGCAGUCGGCCGACAGCACCAAUUUCUUCUUUUUCUUCCGCAUGCUACUCGUCUGGUAUAAACGGGAGUUCAAGUGGAUGGACAUUUUGCACCUUUGGGAAGUUCUAUGGACCGACUAUCUCAGCAGUAGCUUUCAUCUCUUCAUCGCCCUCGCUAUACUGGAGAAACACCGCGAUGUUAUCAUGACCCAUCUUCAGCAUUUUGAUGAGGUGCUCAAAUACGUAAAUGAACUGUCAAAUACCAUUGAUCUCGACUCCACUCUCAUUCGAGCAGAAGCUCUCUUCCAUCGCUUCCAGCGUAGGGUCGAGGCCGUGGACAAGAAGCAAAACUUUCCCAAGCCCAAAACGUCACGGCAGAGUAGCAGCUCUUCGGCGCCGCAAGGGGAGUCUGGAGAUCCUUCGGCAACCAGCAACGGAAAGGCCAAGGAGGAUGCUGCUCCCAAAGUGAUCAGCCCGGAGCUCCGCAAGCUGCUGAGCAGGGAGGUGGAAGUGCUUCCGCGAAAGGUUGUUCAGAAGAAGGGUGACGGGUUUACCGCAGACCUCCGCAGGUAA